This is a messenger RNA of Egretta garzetta (little egret), 963 nucleotides long. It is a transcript of the gene SULT1C4, whose product is annotated as sulfotransferase family 1C member 4. Gene Ontology annotation, biological process: sulfation. The transcript is spliced from 7 exons. Lineage: Eukaryota; Metazoa; Chordata; Aves; Pelecaniformes; Ardeidae. The coding region runs from base 1 to 963 and encodes 320 amino acids. Gene Ontology annotation, molecular function: sulfotransferase activity. Gene Ontology annotation, cellular component: cytoplasm. The record is from RefSeq and is a predicted model, not a curated record.
AUGUUAAUUCCAAGCCUUUCUUUCUUCAUGCAGUGCUUAGUGGCCCUGGAUAAAAUGGAGGAUUUGAGUCUGAAACAGACAGUGCGCCGACUUGAGGUAGGUGAAGUGGAAGGUGUUCUCUUCACAAAACCAAUAUGCAGCACGUGGGACCAAGUGUGGAAGUUCAAAGCCAGACCUGACGAUCUGCUCAUCGCAACCUAUGCAAAAGCAGGUACCACAUGGACACAGGAGAUAGUGGAUAUGAUUCAACAAAAUGGAGAUGUUGAGAAAUGUAGACGCGCCAGUACUUACAGACGCCAUCCUUUCCUUGAGUGGUCUAUCCAAGAGUCUCCAGAUGACAGUUACUCAGGCCUGGAGUUAGCUGAAGCUAUGCCGUCUCCACGCACAAUGAAAACUCAUCUCCCCGCGCAGCUGGUGCCUCCCUCCUUCUGGGAACAAAACUGUAAGAUAAUCUAUGUGGCGAGGAAUGCAAAAGACAGCCUGGUGUCAUACUACCAUUUCCACAGAAUGAGUAAAGAAAUGCCUGACCCAGGAACUUGGGAGGAGUUCAUGGAGAAAUUCAUGACUGGAAAAGUGCUCUGGGGUUCCUGGUAUGACCACGUAAAAGGAUGGUGGAAGGCAAAAGAUAAGCACCGAAUUCUCUACCUCUUCUAUGAAGACUUGAAGGAGAAUCCAAAGCGAGAAAUUCAGAAGAUUCUGAAGUUCCUGGAGAAGGAUGUGAAUCAGGAGGUUCUAAACAAGAUACUCCAUAACACCUCGUUUGAGAUAAUGAAGGACAAUCCCAUGACAAACUACACUACCGAGUUUCGGGGAAUAAUGGAUCACUCCAUUUCCCCAUUCAUGAGAAAAGGGGUUGUCGGGGACUGGAAGAAUCAUUUCACUGUGGCACAGAAUGAGAAAUUUGAUGAAGAUUAUAAGAAGAAAAUGGCUGAUACCUCUAUUGUUUUUCGCACAGAGUUGUGA